Arachis stenosperma is the source of this 8734-nucleotide messenger RNA. RefSeq lists its product as uncharacterized. The transcript is spliced from 13 exons. Lineage: Eukaryota; Viridiplantae; Streptophyta; Magnoliopsida; Fabales; Fabaceae. The record is from RefSeq and is a predicted model, not a curated record. The coding region runs from base 6672 to 8357 and encodes 561 amino acids.
GAGAGCACGUUCCCUCACUUCCCCCCAACCCCUUUCUUUGUCCAAUAACCAAUACGGAAAGAAAAGCAAAGCUGAAAAGUAAAAACCCUAGCGGCCUAGCUUGCUUCCACAGUUCUACCACCGUCGAACGACUGUCGCAGACCGCGGUUGUCCGCAGCAUCCCUGUUCAUCCUGUCCCCAACCCCCUGUUCGCUCUGUUUUGUCUUGGCUCGGUGUCCAUCCUCCAUCUAACCACGGCUUCUCUGUUUGUGCUGCUCACCGUCAUCUCAUCACCUUCGUGAUGCUCUCUAUCAUCUCAUUGUCGUCCUGCUCUCCGUCGCGCUCAACCCCUGUCGAAGAGAGUGUCUCAAGGUCUGUUAUGCAGAGUACAUUAUCUAAAGGAAGUACUUCUCCUUUCGGCUCUUACUAAGGGAGACAUGAAAAUAAUUGGGGCCUUGCAUACUUGUUGUCAAAAAUUAGGUUCUGUCCUUUAUAGUAGAAGUAGGUCCAGAAGCCUUUGCAUUGGCAGAUGCACUCCUGAGGUACUUUCUCAUGCUUUUAGAUUGGGAGAUUGCAGACGUGACACUGUAGUUUUGGUAAUGCCAUUUUCAGCAAGCUUCUAAUUUGUUUAUGUAGUACUCUCUAAUUGCCAAUUGUUGUACAAAUGAAUGUGUGAUGUUUAUUGAUUGUCUCUCUAUUCUCUCUUCCUUUUAACCUCUUGUUGACUGUGAUAGAGUUGCUUCCCUAUGUUUAUUCACUAAAAUAUUUGUAUUUUAAUAACAUCAUAUGGCUUUGGUUGAUGAUAUUUCAUGUAGUGUUUUAAAUUUAGAAGAUAUUUUAAUAUUUAUAUUAUACUAUAAUUAUAUUUUAGGAUGUUUAUUUAUAAUUUAUUUAUUAUUUUAUUCUAAAAUGAUUUUUUCGGUUAAACUAUGCUUGGAUCAGUUGGACCAGUGAAUCAGUGACUAGAGCGGUUCAAUGAUCGGUCAAAUUCUCAUAACCUUGGCAUGUUUGGCUUGUUAGGUCAGUCUAGACCUCUUAAGAACUACAAAAUUUCAAUCAGCAGAAAAGCUUUUGGAGCACACUCUGAUCAAGGUUAAUUUUCUUUCAACUUUGUCAUUUGUUAUGAGUAUGAUGAUUUUGAUUAACUAUUAUUGUUCUAGGUAUUAUCUUAUACCCAUUAAUUGAUUCUCCACAACUGACACGCUAGCUAGUUUCUCCAGCAACAAGCCUUGCAAGAUCAAUGUACCAAUAAUAUUUCAGUAAGAAACAUAAAAUCAGUAGUAUGAAUAAUCCAUUGCCUAUUUCAUGUUUUGUGGUAGUGAAUGAUAACUUAGACUUGUUGUAUCUCUGCUUAUACAUAUCUAAAGUUUAAUUCUUAUUCAUUAUUGGUCCCUUGCCCUAGACACAAUUUGAUUUUGGAGGCUGCCUUUUGUGCUAAUAAAAAAUAAAUAGUUGGAUGGGCAUGUAUGUAAUAAUGUUAUAUUUUUGUUACAUUAAAUUCUUGAAUAUUAAAAAUGGUGAUGUAUAUAAUUUUAAGAUAUUAUACAUAAAUAAAAUAUAUAUUAUUUUGAAUAAUUUUUAUUACAAUUUAAUUUCGGAAGAUUGAAGUAAUUUUCAUCGGCGGUUAAAAACUGCACGGUAUAAGCAAUGUUUGACCUUGGUUGCCAUGAAAAGGGACCAUAUUAGUAAUGCUCUUGUGCCAUGCUUAUACAAUGCUACUCUCUUAACUCUAAGCAUAUAAUAACAGAUGAAAAAGGGCCUAAGGGCUAUGGCGAUAGUAUAUAUUAUAUAUAUAUAUAUAUAUAUAUAUAUAUAUAUAUAUAUAUAUAUAUUAGUGUCUUUUUCUUUCUUUUCAAUUGGUGAAUAAAAGAUACUGUUAAAGUAAUUAACAUAUGUGCCAUGACGCACUACAAGAUUAAUAUUGAUUUGAGGGAGUAUUUUGAUGGAGGUUUUAAAAAUCUCCAUAAUAUAUUUUAUCUAUGGCAUUUUAAAAAACCUCCACUUAUAAUUAAUUAAAAUUCAAAGUUUUGGAAUAAAACAUCAUUUUCUCUUUUUUUCCCCAAAAUGUGAGGCACCGAGUUCACUGAGAGAGAAUGAAACCCUAAGUUUUCUACAUACGUCAUUCUUGCCGCUGUUCUCGCUGCCGUUUCCGCCGCCGGUACCGUCACUAUUGCUGUGUCCGUUGCGGCAGAGAGCUUCUGGAUCGAGAACUUCUGGAUCAGGGAGGUUGAUGUUUCCCGGUUAGAUCCGUUACGAGGAUUUCAUCGCCAGAAUGGUUGCUAAGUAAACUCCUCACAUAUCAGAUCCUUGCAAAUUCCAUUCGCUCUGCUUCUGGAUUUACCUAAAUGCGUUCUUUCAUUUUUUCAGCUAUUUCUGUAUUGCUGUUUCUUCUUCUUCUUAUUUAUUUUUGGUUAACCAUGUUAUGUGCAUUUUGGUUUUUUGCCAUAUUAAUGUCAUCAUGUAGCUAACAAUGGAUGGUUUUAGGAGGGAUUCAAAAGUUGCUUGGAUUGAAUAUAUGUGUAUGGUGAGAUCCGAAGUGGUCUUUAUCUGCUUCUGCUGUAAUUGUUUAUUGGCUAAAUAGACUACGGCCAUGGUUGGGCAAAUGUGUGUGUUGUGUGUGUGUGUCAAACUUGUGUUCUAAUUUCAGAGAAGAAGAACGAGCAGAGCAUUGUUUUGGGGGGUUUCAAGUUUCGAUUAUUUUAUUUUUGUUUUUCUGUGAAAUUUUGUUUUCGGAUUGAAUGUGACUCGGAGCGCGCAGCCGAAAGGGUGAAAAUGAAUGAGGAAAAAAAGAUUAUUAUAUGAAUAUUUUUUCCCUUUGUUUGAUGCUUUUGCAGGUUUGAGUUGAUAAAGUUUAUCAGUUUAUUCUGCAACUCAUCUCACUCUCACUCUCCAACUAUAUUUUCUUCCAUGUUAUCAUUAUUUUUCAAAAAUCUCAAUUGGAGGUAAAUUACCAAAUUUGACAUGAUAAUAAUAUCUACAUUUAAUUUACAUCUUGAGAUGGUGGCUUUUUUUGUGUCUAACAAAACUGAUACCAAUUGUCCAUGGUCCACAGUCCAAUUGCAUGCUCUACGUUUUUUUUUGUUUCUUUUGUUUCCAUGUUUCACUUUGCAUUCUUUAGCAAGCUUGUUACAUAGUAAUGGUUGUCAACUUAACUUUUUCUUCUAUCAAAUGUAAAUGCAUCCCAGCAUGGUUGACGUUAUUAUCUACCUAUUGUUUCAUUGAAUUGAAUCUCAAAUCUAAUGCUGGAUACUGAAUUUGUGUUAGGAAAAUGGUUAUCAGCUACUAUUUCUGAGUGCUCGUGCAAUUGUCCAAGCUUAUCUAACCAGGAACUUCUUGAUUAACCUGAAACAGGUAUUGAAAGUUGAAACUAACAGUUUAUUUUCAAUUAUAUUGUAGGUUUAUUUUUAUUCUUUCAUCCAGGAAUUUAUAUAUGAGAUUUUCUUAUGAGGGUUUUGUUGGUCUUAGAAUGCAUGAGUAAUUAAGUCCUCAUCUGUUUAUUUAUAUCGUGUUUUUCUUUAACUGCCUUUCGUCUUACCUUAAACUUAGAUCUAUCUCUCUUUAACUGCCUUUAACUGCCUAUCUUUCAAGAUUUGUUAUUUGCUAUAAUUAAGUGACAAGUGUUGCUCUGAGCCCUGAGCUUGAGGCUAGCGGAGGAAACUUGCUAUAAUUAAGCGGAGGAGACAAGAUUUGUUAUCUAUAAUUACUGAUGUUGACUUUUCCAAAGAUGCAGAAGCUUUUGUUGAUGGAUCUUGAGAUCUUCCUUUCUUGAGAGCUUCCUCUAUUCUGUUGCAACUUUCUUACUGGUAUUCCCUUUUAUUCUGUAUUUUUUUAAGUCAAGACAUUAAUUACUAUUAUGUUAGGAGUGAUAAUUAAUUACUUUGUUUUGGUUGGUUGAUUUGCAUUUUGUAUUUUUAUUUUCUGUUCUUAUUUUUUAAGUUUGACUUAUAGAAUAUAUUUAAAAUCAAUGAGUAUUUUUUACUAUGUAUGUGACUUAGGCUUUUUUACUAUGUAUGUUUAAAAUCAAUGAUUUAGGCUUUUUUGACACAGGCCUUUCUUUUAUUACUACUAUAAACACUGCCCUUUUUCCAUCUACCAGUUUGAUUAUUUUCUAUGAACAUGAUUCUCUAUCUUUCUUUCUAAUUGUGAAUUAUAAUUACUUGAUUAAUUAACUAUUUCCCUUGCUACCUGCUCUUAUCAGCUGUCUCUUAACUAGUGUUUUGAGUUACUUCUAUUUGCUUAUGGUUAUUUGUUGUUAAGGCUGAGAUUUACUCUAGAUUGAAAGCAUUUGUAUUGGUGCACCCACAUAUUUGAGCUAAUACUCACCUUGAGAGAUAUUAUGCCAAAGCAAAAACUGAGGUACAAAGAGCUUGAGAUAGAUCUAGCAGUUUACUAGCAGGGCUGUUCUAUGUAAAUAUUUUCGUAUUUGUACUUUAUCAUCCACCACAAUGCCAUGCUGCAGCUUGAAUUAUUACAUAUCUUUGCCAACUUAGAAUUUCGCUUCAAUGUGUGAUAGGCAAGGUUUACAUAAAGUUGGGUGUGGAGAUUUCUGCUGAUGUUGAACUUGUAGAACCAUUACAAGAAUCCUGUAUAUGGCGACAAGCUAAAGGUUUAGUUACUGAAAUUUCUGGAAUUGAUGAUGGUCUAGGAUCCAUAGACAAGGCUAGUGUUGCACAACAGUGGUACGAUGAACUGGAUGAUCUUGCCGCUCCUAAACCCGAAACAGAAAUGGUUGUUGAAGAUGAUAAUCUGAAUAACAAUUUGGUUGUUGACGAUAAGAAAAUUUGCAUCAACUGUUGUGUUUGCAAUAGCCCUGGAACAAGUGAGGAAGGGAAGCUGAAAGGGUGGGAAUUGGAUGCAUGUGGUGACUGUUGGGUGAGUGAAGGCUGUCUGCUUGAUUCAAAUGACACUCCUACACCCAUUGACGCUUACAUGCAUUUGCUUGGAUUUCUUCUGUUUCUGGGAUUAAAGUGGGUACUGGUUUUUCUCUCACCAGUUUCUUGUUAUUGCUUUUGAACAAGCACUUGUUGAGUUUAACUAGCAACAAUGGAUAAAUAUUGGAUUGCUAAGCCACGAAACUCAUAUGAAUAUAUAGUUGGUCUAGAAAACUUCUUGGAUUUUGCAUUUCAACAUGGAGCAAUUGGGAAUAGUAAGAUAAUAUGUCCGUGUCCAAGUUGUGGGUUUCGCAAAUGGCAUGCUCGAAAAGAUGUUAGAGAUCAUUUACUUUACAAACCAUUCCCUAAAAAUUAUGUUGUAUGGAACUUUCAUGGCGAGAAAGAAGUAACCAAAUUCUCAACAAGUGCACAUGUCAUACACGAGACAUUGGCAACUGAACAUCCCCUAGAUAACAUGGUAAAUGAUGCUUUCGGGAUACAUAUGGAUUAGGAGAGUGGUGAAGAUUCAGGCAUGGAAGAUUUUGUAAACGAUGAGCCAACAGAAAAUCACAGAGACUUUGAUGAGUUUCUCAAGGAAGGCAAUCAAAAGCUACAGGAAGGAAGCGACUUCACAAAGCUAGAAUUCAUAGUCAAAUUGUAUCAUAUUAAAGUCUUGUGUGGACUAAGUGACAAGGCCAUUAUCAUGAUACUUGAGUUGGUGAGGGAUGCUUUUAGUUGUGUGAAUUUGCCUACGACUUUUGAUCAGGCAAAGAAACUAAUUCAAAAACUAAGUCUUGACUAUGUUAAGAUAGAUGCUUGCCCCAAUGAUUGUAUGUUGUUUGAGGAUGAAGACCCAAACAACAUCCAACAAACAUGCAGUCAUUGUGGUGCUUCUAGGUGGAAUUCUAAGAAGAAGAAGAAGAAAAAGCAAGCUGCCAAGGUUUUGAGAUACUUUUCGUUGAAACCAAGGUUGCAAAGAUUGUUCAUGUGUCGUAAAACUGUAGAGCAUAUGUUAUGGCAUGCAACAGCGAAGGGAGAAAAUGACAAAAUGGUGCAUCCAAGGGAUGGUGAGGCGUGGAAGACUUUUGAUUUAACACACAGAGAGUUUGGAUUGCAACCUAGAAAUGUUCACUUAGGACUUGCUAGUGAUGGUUUUAAUCCUUAUAGAUCAAUGAGUUCUACUCAUAGCAUUUGGCCUGCGUUUCUGAUUCCAUAUAAUCUUCCUCCUUGGAUGUGUAUGAAACACACUUCCUUUAUCCUGUCAAUGGUUAUACCUGGCAAGCAUAGUCCCGGAAAUAAUAUUGACAUAUAUCUUAAACCACUUGUCAGAGAGUUAAAAGAAUUAUGGGAUGAGGGUAUGGAAAUUUAUGAUGCAUCAGAACAUAAAAUGUUUAAAAUUCAUGCAGCUCUUAUAUGGACAGUUAGUGAUUUUCCUAGUCUAAGCAUGCUCUCCGGAUGGAACACAUAUACUGGUUUGGCUUGCCCAACUUGUAAUUUUGAUGCAAAACCUUGUUAUCUUAAUCAUAGCAAAAAAUGGUGUUAUAUAGGUCAUCGACGUUUUCUUGGUAGACAACAUCGAUUCAGAUUAAGUAGAGUUCAUUUUGAUGGACACACAGAAGAACGUGAUCCCCCAACUAUAUUAUCAGGAUCCAAAAUUCUGGCACAAGUAGAAAAUAUUGAUGUUACAUUCGGAAAGAAAGAAAAGUUGAACAAGAAAGGAAAAAGAGGUAGGCAAGCAACUAUGCAAAGUGGAGAAAGAGAAGCAUCUUUUUUGAACUUCCAUAUUGGAAAACCAACUUGUUGCGUCAUAACCUUGACUUUAUGCACAUUGAGAAAAAUGUAUGCGAUAAUAUUUUGUAUACUUUGCUCAAUGAGAAAUCUAAAACAAAAGAUAAUCUCAAUGCCCGAAAAGAUCUACAAGACAUGGGAAUAAGGCGUGAUCUUUGGCCAGAUGAUAAUGGAAAAUAUCACCUUGCUUUGUAUUCACUAACACGAGAUGCUAAAAAGGUCUUUCUUGCAACUUUGAAGAAUGUUAGAGUGCCCGAUGGUUACUCAAGUAAUAUAUCUCGAUGUAUUGAUGAGGCACAACAAAAAAUCAUUGGACUUAAAAGUCAUGACUGUCAUAUUUUGAUUGAGCAGUUGCUUCCACUAGCAAUCCGUAAUGUGCUGCCAAACCAGGUUACCUCAGUUUUGAUAGAGUUCUGCUCAUUUUUUAGAAUUCUCUGUGGUAAGAGUCUAAGUCGUACAGAACUUGAUAAGCUCCAAGAUCGCAUUGUGAUUACUCUUUGCCAUUUGGAAAUGUUAUUUCCUCCAUCAUUCUUCACUGUUAUGGUGCAUCUAACAGUCCAUCUUGUUGAGAAAGCAAAACUUGGGGGGCCAGUCCAUUAUCGAUACAUGUAUCCUAUCGAAAGGAAAUUGGGACACUUGAAGUUCUUUGUACGAAAUAAAGCACAUCCAGAAGGUUCUAUUGCUGAGGGUUAUUUAGCUGAAGAGUCUCUUACUUUCUGUUCUUGGUAUAUUGACGACAUGGAGACUAGAUUUAACAGGCCUAGUCGUCUUUGUUAUGAUCCCCCUUAUGAAAUGUCUUCAGUCUUGCCCAAGUUAGGUACUCCACAUGGAGGCCAUUCAAACUUCAAUUUAACUAAAAUAGAGAAGUUGCAAGCUCAUCGUUAUGUGGUUUACAAUCACGAAGGUGUGAAACCAUAUAUCAAUGCCUUUAGAGACCACAUUAGGAGAACUUCAAAGGGAAGAAGACUCUCACCUGCAGAGAUAGAAAAGAAAGUUAAUAAAGAUUUUGUUGAUUGGUUUCAAGCAUUGAGUGUGAAUCCAGAUAAUCCAUACGAAAUGUCAACUGAUAUAAAGUUUCUUGCACGAGGCCCAAUGAUGAAUGCAAGGAGAUUUUCUGUUUAUGACAUCAAUGGGUAUAGAUUUCGAACUUUGACUAGAGAAUUUGGUCUUAAGACACAAAAUAGUGGAGUAUUCUUAGUCUCUAACACACCCUGCAUUGCAAGUAUUGCUGAUAGAAAUAUGAGACAAGAAAAUUUGCCAUAUUAUGGCAAGUUAGAAGAUAUAAUUGAACUUAACUACCAUGGACAAUUUGCUGUUGUUCUUUUUAAAUGCAAAUGGGCUGACACUACUAGGGACAGAGGCUAUAAAAAGGACCAUUGGAAUUUCAAUUGUGUCAAUUUUGAUAGAUUAAUUCACACGGGUGAGCGUGAGGAACAUGAACCUUAUAUUGAAGCAUCUCAAGCACAAAUGGUGUAUUAUGUUGAUGAUAUGGUAAAUAAAGGGUGGAGUAUUGCUGUGCAUGUCAAGCCAAGGGAUAUGUAUGACAUAGGUCAAGGAAAUGAAGAUAUAGUGUACGAAAAUGAGCCGUAUCAAGAGCAAGAACUUGAACAAUUAUUUGACCCCAAUAAUGAGUACAUCCAAUUAGCUACCAAUUUAUUAGAUAGCGAUGCUAUUGAAGAUAAUGUAGCUACUAACUUGGCAAGGGAUAUGUUUGAAUGAAAGUUUGUACAAAAUUUUACCAAAGAUUUCAUAUGGAAAGACAACCACUAAUAAUAAUUAGUAGAGGCAGAGCUUUGUACUGAAGUUGGAAUUGUUACCAGAGAUAUACUCGAUGGCUCAUGGACCAUGACUAUCACUAUCAGUCGCCAUGCCCAAAAAGAAAAAGGCAUAAAUUACAGGCUUGUGGAUGGUGCUAAUUCUAUGCUACUGUUUUUAUAUAUUAGAUGGUGCUACUUCUAUGCUACUGAUUUUAUUUUGAGGCUUUUUUGUAAUUAGAUGAUAUUGAAAUAUUAAAGUUGUAUUAUUUUACUUUUUAAAGAAAAACAAUAAUAGUUAUGUAGAACAAUAUCAUAUGGAAUUGUGUUUGGAACUAUUGA